UAAAAUCAGUAUUAUUAUGCAUGACACUAGAGAGGAGGAUACGAGGUGUACUGUAACAUAAUUAUUCCCGUGAUUAGCUAUUUGUACUUCAGUAGCUUGUGGUGUCACCAACAAGAUUUUCUGGUCAACUGGAGAGGUCCCAAAGGGUUGGAGACUUGCCACUAUGACUCCCAUCUAUAAGGUUCCUAAGGAGGAUCUGGGGAACUACAGGCCCAUCAGCCUGACCUCAGUGCCAGGAAAGAUUAUGAAGAAGAUGAUUUUGAGUGAGAUCACCUGGCUCAUGCGGGACAACUGGGGAAUCAGAUUAUUAAUAUUGGUAGGUGGACAGUUGGGCUGGAUGAUCUAAGUGGACUUUUCCAGCCUUGGUGAUUCUAUGAUUCUAAAAUCAGAGCUCAUUAUGGUAGGUGCUGUGCAAACAUAAGAUGUGGGACUGCAUCUGCCCCAGUGCAUCUGGAAUGCAGAGCAGCCAGAAGGAGACAAAACCUUUCAUUUUAGGGGAUCUCAAAAGACCAAAAGUUACAUCUGAAGGACAUAGGAGGUGCAGGGGAUAUGCUAUAUGGGCACGGGAUCUUUCAAGACAUAUAUACAUGCUAUGGGAUGUACUCUUAUGUUAAACAACUUCAGUGAGAAAGAUGGGGGAUAUGUUAAUUCCACCUACACAGCUUGUUGCUUAUUAUAUGAUGUGGCCUUCAGCCUCCUGUUUCCUAUUUUGGAAGCUGCUCUGAUCACUACUUUUGAAGGGCAUGUGUCGUUGGUGUAUCCACAGAGAUGUGUGAUGGAGUUACUUCGCUUUUUUUUGGGGAAAAUUGGUAGGAGCUCUUUUUGAUGUGGCAAUUCUGGGAAGAGGAACACGUAAAGAUUGUUCAGAGGGCCAGACAGUGAGGAUGUAGAGCCACACGUCCACACCAUUACAUUGGAUAGCCCAAUGAUAACUGUUCUUUUUAAGAGGCUUAUGUCUGGGGCAAACUUGCAUGGAGCUACUAAUGGUUGGAUUGCCAUGUUAGGCUCCUUCUGAAGAUACCCCAAAAUGUGUCUGCAUCACACUUGGAAUUUCCAGUUGCCAUAGGAACUGGUCACCUGUUUGUUGUUAGUGUUUACCUCUGAAUCGUUCUAUUGCUCACUGUCAAGGAAACCAGCACUUUCAUCCAAUUUCCUAGGCAUGGGGUGACAUAAAAGCAAAGCAAAAGAAAAAGAAAAAGAGAGGAAAAUAAAGUCUGACUUUCUUCCUAUGCAGUUUUAACCUUGGUGCAUUUCAGACUUCAGCAGGAUAACUCUUGGUUUGCUCCAACGUACAGGGCAAAACAUCUCAUAUUUUGAAUCAUUCUGGUGCUCAUAAAACAUUACCUGGUUUCCUAUGUCCUUUCCCCUCUCUUUGCCUCCUACUCUCUGAGGCAGUUAUUGUAUCAUUAAAGUGACUGGAGAAAACACCAUUCUGUCCUUAAUACUGAGCUCAGGUCUGAACUUAGUCUGAGUUCAUUGAGUCCUGUCCUUUUAUUUAGUAGAGAUACUCUACGGAGGAAUUUUGGCCUUGGACUCCUGCAGUUGCUGUUGGAGGUACAAACAGUAGGGAGGAUAAAAUCAGUAAAGGAGAAAUGAUUCAGAUUCAUGGAUUGGUUUCCUAAGCUGGGUUUGGUUUUCUAAGCUACCCUUAUACACAGUUUUCUGGAAGGAUGGGAUUGGCUGCCUCAGCAUCUUUGGUUCUGUAAUUCACGCUGUUUGAACCUGGACCUACCACACAGCUGUGCUUAUUUCUGAUAAUGUAGAGAUGGUCUGAACAGAGAAGGGGAAAUUCAUUCAAAUUUUGAUAGGCUCCAACGCUUCUCAAAAGAUGAAGACUGGUGCAGGACUAAUAAAGUCUUUGAAAGAGAAAAGGAUGGUUUGAGAAUGAAGGGCUACAGCACCCAGCCCAAGGUGUCCACUAUUCUGAUACUCCAUGAAAUUCAGUACAGAGUGGAGUACUGCCCAACCUGCAUCAUAACUAAAGCAGGUCCCAAGUCUGAUUAAAAUCACUGAGCUGUCAGCCAGUGAAGUGUGUGCUUUCCCUCAUCGUCCAAGAAGUGUAGCAUCCAACUGUGAUGUCAGCAAGACAAACGAAUAUUGUGAUAUCACAGCCUGGCUGCCCCUGGUGGAGGGAUGUGGCUGUGGAAGCAUCACUGUCCUGACUAUUGUGAAGAGCAUUAGCCCAAGAGUGGGAUGAAAAUGCUUCCCCUUACUUUCUGGUUGUUAACUUCUCUAAUCAGCAGCAUCCAUGCAGACGGCUCUUCCAAAUCUUACACGUUCUUCAGAAGUCAUCAGCAGAACAGAGUGGUUGAUAUCCAGUCUACACACUCAUACAACGAGUGUGGCCUCCGACCAUCUUUUGAGUCCUUUCUGUGGACUGGCAAGAGGAUCACAGGUGGGCAAUAUGCCAAAGAUGGAGAGUUCCCAUGGGAAGUGAGCAUCCAGAGCAAUGGGAGACACAUCUGUGGAGGCAGCAUAAUCAGCGCGUUGUGGAUCCUGACUGCGGCCCAUUGCUUUGCAGAUGAGGUGCCAGAAGAUCUUAAGAUUGUAAUGGGAGCAGCUGACCUUGACCUCGCACUGGAAGUACAUGAGCCAAGCAGCUUGAUCCUCCAUGAAGACUUUAACAGAAUAACCCUGAAGCACGAUAUUGCUCUGAUCAUGCUCGACAAUCCCAUUGAAUUCAGCGAUGAGAAAAGCCCCGUCUGCUUUCCCUUCAUGGAUGACAUCAGUUCGUGGCAACACUGCUGGGUUGCUGGAUGGAGAAUGACAGGUGCAGCAUCCAACAUGCUGAAGAAAGCGAAGAUGAAGCUCAAAAGCCGGGAAGAGUGCUUGGACCAGAUACCACAGCUACCAAAGGAUAUGUUCUGUGUUGAGCUGGAGGAAGGAUACUGCCAGGUGGACAGUGGGGGACCCCUGGUUUGCAGCUACUGGAACACCAUGAAGUGGUUUCAGGUUGGCAUCAUCAGCUGGGGAGACAGUUGUGCAGCAAAGCCAAAUCAUCAGUUCUACACUUCUGUUUACAGCUACUAUGACUGGAUCAAGUCUCAGACAGCCUUGAUGGGGAAACCUUUCUUAAUCGAAGGUGUGGCUAAAGAAGUUGUGCGUACCACAGAGGUUCAUUCAGAGGCAACAGCUCAGCUGAUGUUUCUUGAAUCUGCUGUCCUUUUAUUUGCUUCUCUAGUGGCAACUGUAUUACUCUAGAGCUAUUUUUUGAAAACAUAAUAAAAGUCAGAAUGACUGUCUCCUUUUUCUUCAGAA
Coturnix japonica (Japanese quail) is the source of this 3258-nucleotide messenger RNA. RefSeq names its product serine protease 55 (gene PRSS55). The record is from RefSeq and is a predicted model, not a curated record. Gene Ontology annotation, biological process: proteolysis. Gene Ontology annotation, molecular function: serine-type endopeptidase activity. Lineage: Eukaryota; Metazoa; Chordata; Aves; Galliformes; Phasianidae.